Messenger RNA from Cololabis saira (Pacific saury), 3104 nucleotides. RefSeq names its product BCL10 immune signaling adaptor (gene bcl10). Gene Ontology annotation, biological process: canonical NF-kappaB signal transduction; positive regulation of extrinsic apoptotic signaling pathway; apoptotic process. Gene Ontology annotation, cellular component: CBM complex; cytosol. The transcript has 3 exons. The record is from RefSeq and is a predicted model, not a curated record. Gene Ontology annotation, molecular function: protein kinase B binding; NF-kappaB binding; transcription coactivator activity. Lineage: Eukaryota; Metazoa; Chordata; Actinopteri; Beloniformes; Belonidae. Bases 443 to 1192 code for a protein of 249 amino acids.
UCAAAACUACAAAGCGAAAGAACUACACAGAGGCAUCAAACGCGAGGAAAGUUAAGGCGUCUGACCUAUUUUUCGUGACCCGAAAGUAAAACCAGCUUCUGUGCAAAGUUGUUGGGGUUUUUUUCUCCACAGAAACCAAAGGUGCAGUAGAAGGAGGAGUGAAAUUACGACCGUGCUGUGAGAACUUCUCCCUUGUGCCGUCGACGCAGUUGAACCUCGACACAAUCAGGAAGUCCGGGCAUUUUUCCCGUGAUUGAGACACAAAAGUUGAAUGAACUGUGGACACGACGCCGUUAAAGGAUACAAAACAAUGAGUUAACACGGUCUUCGAAGCUCACAUUUAGCGUGUUGAUGUAGUUUAUUUCACUAUUGCGAGUCUGGGGCGGAUCUUAUUCGGGCUUCUUCGAGCGGAACACCUGGAUUUUCACUCCGCGGGUGAGAGAUGGAUGCUCCUCACCUCACUGAAGACGAAAUGGCAGAAAUUAAGAAAGAUGUGCUGACCAGGAUGAGGCACUACCUCCGCGACAAGAUCAGAGCAGAUCGCCACCUGGACUUCCUGCGUUCCCGAAGGAUCCUGUCACGAGACGAUGCCGAGGAGAUCAGCUGCUGGAGCACGCAGGGCAAGAGGACGGCCGCGCUGCUGGACCAUCUGGCCGAAAACCCACGUGGCCUGGACGCCUUGAUCGAAUCCAUCCGGGAGACGCGCACGCAAAACUUUAUCAUCGCCAAGAUCACAGAUGAGGUGCAAAAGGCCAAAAAUGAAAGGAUUGAGUCUCUCAGAGCUGCAGCAGCCUCCAGUUCAUCAUCUGACAGCACCUGUAGCCCAACGACAACAACCACCGACCUCCCUACAUUUUCAAACAACUCCACCCUCCUGUUCCACCCAGAUGGAGAGCGAAGCCCUUCCACGUCGGACAUUGCGGGUUCACUCAACGUGCCAUCGUUACAGAAGUGCGAGGACCUGCCCUCCAUGGCUGGUGCUAGCAUCAGCAUAGCUUCCUCCACAACCUCAUCCAGCCUUCCCAAGCCAGGAGACCCGGGAGCUCCUCCGCUACCGGAUGAGGCAGUGGCGGAGCCCCCAUCCAACAUAGAGGGCACAGCAUCAGGGUGCACCAGCAGUGGCGGGGACCCAAAUUUCCAGCCCCUCCGGUCACGCUCGCUCACUCCAACAUCACACAGGAACAUCUUUUAAGUUUAUGUCUCAUCAAGACAGUUCUCAUGCAGUUAAAGGGACACACUGACAGAACCACUCAAAAUAACAAACACUCUCAUUGUCUGGUGUAGUCUAGCCAGCCAUAUCCAUUACUUUGUGAAAACUGUCUCUCGUAUAAUUGGUCUUGUACCCGGCGAACUUGCAGCCAUUUGCAUCGGUACGAAAUGUACCAAACCAGUUGGAAGGAGACGGCGAUGGGCUUUAUGUUAUGACUGGCAGGGGGGGGGGGGGCCGUCCAAGAGCCACUAUUCAAAACAAACAAGAAUGGCUGCAGAAUUGACCCUUUGUCAAGCCCCACUCCUGUUGCUAGGUCGGACACAACUGUCAUCUCUCCCGUCCACUACCAUUGUAAAAACAGGGUUUUACAUCACUUUAUUUCUAAUGAAUGUACCAAAGAAAAUCAACAGCAACUAGAUAUAAAUAAAAAGGAACACUUCGGGUACCGUGUACUGAGUUUAAAAAACUGAGGUUUUCGGCAAAAACUAGAUCUUUUGAUUAGUUUAGCUGAUAGCAUGGUGGAAGAGUUGAACUGUGAGUGUGGCCGUCCACAUAGCUUUAUCCAAAGCAGACAUUUUUCAUGAUUUACCGUUGGUUUUGGGGUAAAAUGUAUUCCUAUGAUCGUCUCUGGGUAGCUAAUGUGUCUUUUACAAGUGCCCCAAGCACACCGCUUAACCAUUGUAAGAUAGCCGACUUUGUUUUGGUAAAACGGAUCAUUUUUCUGCCAGUUUGGGGAUAAAAGAUACGCUGCACCCUCACUACCCUGUGCGCAGUGUGUUCCUUUUUACUAAUAUAAAGGUUUUAAAAGAUAAUCCAGUGAUUUAAAUUUGGAUACAAGGCAAGUAAAAACUACGCUUUUUCCAUUGAUGUGAACGAGAGAGACGGGUAUUUUGUCCUACCGGAUAUCCUGCCCCAGAUGUAGCAAGGAGAAGGAUUUUUCUGAUUGAUCAGUCAGGGACCAAUCAGAAGGCUGACCAAUGGUCAAUUAUUAAAAACUGUUUGGAUAAACAGGUUGUUACUGCAAAAUGAAAUUCUCCAGCGUUCGUUUUCCACUGGAUUGGAUGUUUUUUGUUGUUAUUAGUCUAGUAAUGAAGGUGUCUGGCCAGGCUAUGCGUGAUGUUACUUAUGCCAUUGAUUUGUCUGUUUGUGAGAGACUGCUACAUCAUUUUUCUCACUAUACCUGUCAAUAUUUUCAAGAUAGAAGAGGGACACUUUGUCACAUAAUGUGAAACACUUUGUGAGCAUUCUCUGAGAAAAGUACUACAUAAAUACAUUUUACUUACUUAGUUAAAUAAGGUUUGAUAGUUUUUGAUAUUGUUGGCAAAUUAUUACCUUAUUUUGGCAAAUGAUCACCUUAUUUUGAUAUGAUGUCAACAUUGGACUUGGGGGGGUGGCAUAUUGAUUGUAACUGAAUAAUGCAGCAUUUAUAAAGUAAAACAACAUUUUGUUCUGAAAUUAUGUCAAACACAGUACAAAGACUUUCAGUAUGUGUAUGUGACUUGGGAAAAAUUACAUUUUUGAUAGUAAUCAGUCACAUUAUGGCAGUGCCCAGAAUGUGUCAUGGUUUCCAUCCUGCUAAGUCUUAAGCUCAGAAAAUAUGAAUCACCAAAGGUGUUAUUGUUUUCACAAGGUGAGAAAAUACAGUUGCCGCAAUUUAGUUUGUACACUGGAAUGACUACUUGAACUCAUGUGUAUUGAAUUUGAAGAUUCAGAUUACAUUUUCCAUCUUAUUCUUUGCAUUAAGUUAACAAGAAUUUGCUUCAGGUUUUGACGCUGUGAGUCUUGAAUGACAAAACAGCACGCACAAACACAAACUAUGUCCUGCUUAUGUUUUCAGUCAAUGAUCAUGUACCUGUUCGAAAGUAAAGGUUUUAUAUAUAAAGAAAGAAAAAAA